CAAUAAACCUUAAGAGGCUAGGGCUUGGUGGGCGAGGUCUUCGGGAGUGCUGUCUCUGCGUGCGCAUGGUCAUCAGUCGGCGCUGAGCUGGUACUGAGUGGGCGGGGCCGUUAUGGGCGGGGCCUGGCGUGGAGGGGUCGGCCCGGUCCUUUCUGCUCUGGAGCAUGGGCCACCGUACUCUAGCCUCGUCGCCGGGCCUGUGGGCCUCCCUCCCCUGUCCACGCUCGGAACUGCGCCUGGAUCUGGUUCUGUCUUCCGGACAGUCCUUCCGGUGGAGGGAGCAAAGCCCCGCGCACUGGACUGGCGUGCUGGCGAACCAGGUGUGGACCCUGACCCAGACCGAGGAGCAGCUCUACUGUACUGUGUACCGAGGGGACAAGGCUUGGGUCGGCAGACCCACACCCCAAGAGUUGAAGACUGUGCACCAGUACUUCCAGUUGGAUGUCAGCCUGCCUCAACUGUAUCACCACUGGAGUUCCGUGGACCCCCACUUUCAAGAGGUGGCUCAGAAAUUCCAAGGUGUGCGACUUCUGCAACAGGACCCCGUCGAGUGCCUUUUCUCCUUCAUCUGUUCCUCCAACAACAACAUUGCUCGCAUAACCGGCAUGGUAGAGCGCCUCUGCCAGGCCUUGGGACCUCGGCUCGUCCAGCUUGAUGAUGUCACCUACCAUGGCUUCCCCAGCCUGCAGGCCCUGGCUGGGCCGGAGGUGGAGGCUCAGCUCAGGAAGCUGGGCCUGGGGUACCGUGCCCGCUACGUGAGUGCCAGUGCCCGAGCCAUCCUAGAAGAACAGGGCGGGCUGUCCUGGCUGCAGCAGCUGCACAAGGCCCCCUACGAGGAGGCCCACAAAGCCCUCUGCGCCUUGCCCGGGGUGGGCACCAAGGUAGCUGACUGCAUCUGCCUGAUGGCCCUAGACAAGCCCCAGGCCGUGCCUGUGGAUACCCACAUGUGGCAGAUUGCCCAGCGUGACUACAGCUGGCACCCCACUGUGUCCCAGGCCAAGGGUCCAAGCCCCCAGGCUAACAAGGAACUGGGAAGCUUUUUCCGGAGCCUGUGGGGACGUUAUGCUGGCUGGGCCCAAGCAGUGCUGUUCAGUGCUGACCUGCGCCAACCCCACCGAGCUCAGGAGCCACCAGCAAAGCGCAGGAGAUCUGCAGGCCCAGAAGGCUAGGUGGGGGGCACUGGACAAAGGAAUUCCCCAAAUACCUUUCCCCACUUCGCUUCCCCAUCCAGUCUCAUGUUAGGAAGGGGGCUUCUUGCAGCUACCUCAGGGGCCAGGGACCCUCAAAUUAAGCAGUUGGCACAGCACUGUGGGGUGGAGGUUAUCUUUGAAACAGAGCUACUGUGUUUUUAUCUCUUCCCUUUAUUACAAGAAAGAACAAUAAAAUAGAAUCAUUUGUAUGGAAAA
This is a messenger RNA of Hyaena hyaena (striped hyena), 1406 nucleotides long. It is a transcript of the gene OGG1, whose product is annotated as 8-oxoguanine DNA glycosylase. Gene Ontology annotation, cellular component: nucleus. The transcript is spliced from 7 exons. Gene Ontology annotation, biological process: base-excision repair; nucleotide-excision repair; base-excision repair, AP site formation. Lineage: Eukaryota; Metazoa; Chordata; Mammalia; Carnivora; Hyaenidae. Gene Ontology annotation, molecular function: damaged DNA binding; 8-oxo-7,8-dihydroguanine DNA N-glycosylase activity. The coding region runs from base 165 to 1169 and encodes 334 amino acids. The record is from RefSeq and is a predicted model, not a curated record.